Symbiodinium natans is the source of this 1506-nucleotide messenger RNA. The record is from the annotation of a GenBank genome assembly. NCBI's taxonomy places the organism in Eukaryota, Dinophyceae, Suessiales, Symbiodiniaceae.
AUGGCUGGGAGCAAAAGGAAGCUCAACAGGCCAGAGCCCACCAACGGCCUCGAGGCAAAGAAGCAGAAGACGACCUUGACAGUGGAAGAUGCAAAGGCAUAUUUCGACCAGCACAACAUCAAGGUCCACAUCCCUGAGGGCAAGGACAUCGACAUCACCCCGCUGGCCGGGUUUCACUUCCAGGGCUUCGCAAAACGCCUGAUCAGGUAUUGCCAGAGCAAGUUCGAGAGCCCCACGCCCAUCCAAGCUUGCGCCUGGCCCCUGAUCAUGCAGAGAAGCGACGUGUGUGGCAUUGCAAAGACCGGAAGCGGCAAGACGUUGGCCUUUGCCCUUCCGUACUUGAGCAUGUCGAGGCUCGGGCAGCUGGACGUCUUUGAGCAGCCCUGCGCUUCCCCACGCUUUGUUGCAAUGGCGCCAACCAGGGAACUGGCAAUGCAGAUUGCAGAGGUUUGCACUGACCUGGUGAAGGCUUUGACAGCAGGGGAAGAGGGGCUCUAUCCAGUGCUUUGCAUCUACGGCGGUGUUCCCAAAAGAGAUCAGCGACAGGCAAUCAUCCAGACGGGAGUCGACAUGGCCAUCUGCACGCCCGGGCGUUUGCAGGACUUGGUGGAGGAGGAGACUUUGGAUUUGAGCUCGGUGCAGUACCUUGUGCUUGAUGAGGCCGACCGGAUGCUGGAUCUGGGCUUCAUCGACGCAGUCCAAUCAUUGAUCGCGAGAAUGCCCAAGGCUGGAAAGCGCCAGACGUGCAUGUUCAGCGCCACGUGGCCCGCGACAGUGCAUGCCCUUGCGACGAAGUUCCUCAAUGAGCCCAUGCAUGUUGGAAUUGGCAGCGUGGAUGAGGGCAUGGUGGCCAACACCUCAAUUCGGCAAUUCGUAGAGGUGAUCAAGAACGAGAAGGACAAGCCGACCCGCCUUCUUCACCACUUGAAGAAGCACUACAGUCCCCAAAAGAAGGUGAUCAUCUUCGGUCUUUACAAGAAGGAGACAGCCUGGCUGGAAAACUUCCUGUGGGAAAAGGGCUACGAGAAGGUCAUCGCCCUGCAGGGCGAUAUGUCCCAGGAGAAGCGAACGCAGGCCAUCGCAGACUUCAAGGAGACGAAGAAGACCCCGCUGAUCGCCACAGACGUUGCCAGCCGAGGUCUCGAUGUUCAGGAUGUUGAGCUUGUAAUCAACUACACGUUUCCGCUGACGAUUGAGGAUUACGUGCAUCGAAUCGGCCGAACUGGCCGAGCCGGCAAGAAAGGCUUGGCAAUCUGCUUCUUCUGCCCGGAGUCCAAGGGUGCCCAGGACGAGAAGGCCCACGCGGGCGACCUCUGCAAAGUACUCCGUGAUGCCGCACAGGAGGUGCCCAAGGAGCUGGAAAGCAUUGCGGGCACAUCCGGCGGCAACAAGGCCACCAAAAAGAAGGCCCACCCUCUCUUCGGCGCCCACUUCAAGAGCGCGGAACAGAUGGCGGCACUGGAGGCAAAGAAGGUCCACACCACCUUUGAUUCAGAUGAGGACUGA